Haplochromis burtoni (Burton's mouthbrooder) is the source of this 770-nucleotide messenger RNA. RefSeq names its product natriuretic peptide A (gene nppa). Gene Ontology annotation, biological process: neuropeptide signaling pathway; cGMP biosynthetic process; receptor guanylyl cyclase signaling pathway. Lineage: Eukaryota; Metazoa; Chordata; Actinopteri; Cichliformes; Cichlidae. The transcript is spliced from 3 exons. Gene Ontology annotation, cellular component: cytoplasm; nucleus; extracellular region. Gene Ontology annotation, molecular function: hormone receptor binding; hormone activity. Bases 59 to 481 code for a protein of 140 amino acids. The record is from RefSeq and is a predicted model, not a curated record.
UGUAUAUAAAAGCUUGCAGUGCAUGCUAUAGUAUCAGUAUUAGCAGAAGAAACAUAACAUGAGAACUGAGGUUCUGUGGGGUGUAUUGGCCCUGCUGUGUCAGCAAACACUGGUUAGCAGCCACAUACUGGGGAGGCCCUCAUCUGCUAAUGACCUGGCUCAGCUCAAGUCUUUGCUGGAACGCUUUGAGGAGACAUUGGAUGAAGUGGUCCAGAAAGAAGACUUGGAAGCUUAUUAUGAAGACAUGAACCAAGAGCCCAAAAGCAGCCAGGCCAGCCAAGGAUGGGACCAAGAGGGGAACCAAGAACCUCUGAUAUCUGAAAAAGCCCAACCACUAACUGAGGGCAAGACUGUGAAUCAGAGGAGCCGCCUCCAGGACCUGCUGAUGGCCACCAGGAAACGCACCUCUGGCUGUUUUGGAGCCAGGAUCGAUCGAAUAGGAAAUGCCAGUGGCUUGGGAUGCAAUAGUGGAAGAGGAUAGUCCAGCCUUUUCCCGGGGCGCAUGACGAAUUCUGCUGUUGGAACUGAAAUUAUAUCAGAGAAAUAUAGAGUUUGGAAAAGUAUGGUUUUGUAUUAGUUGCAUUUCAACUUUGUGUAUCUAUUUUGCAUGUUUCUGUGUCAAACAUGAGAAACUGGCUGUUUUUCAAGUAGGUAAUUAAUUCGAUAAGUCCAUUGUAGAUGAGCAACAUAAACACUUUAAUGGAAAAGAGUUAAACAACUACUGUAACUGCAUGUGGGGGUCUAACAAAAAUAAACAUAUUUUUUACUUA